This is a messenger RNA of Priceomyces carsonii, 2181 nucleotides long. It is a transcript of the gene SUV3, whose product is annotated as ATP-dependent RNA helicase. Gene Ontology annotation, molecular function: hydrolase activity, acting on acid anhydrides; RNA helicase activity; ATP binding. The transcript has a single exon. Gene Ontology annotation, cellular component: mitochondrial degradosome. The record is from RefSeq and is a predicted model, not a curated record. Gene Ontology annotation, biological process: RNA catabolic process; mitochondrial RNA 3'-end processing. Bases 1 to 2181 code for a protein of 726 amino acids. NCBI's taxonomy places the organism in Eukaryota, Fungi, Ascomycota, Pichiomycetes, Serinales, Debaryomycetaceae.
AUGUCGUUGAGAAGGUUAGUGAGGCUCGCUACUCGGGGAACAGCGCAUAUAUUCCCUACAAGGUAUGGGUUUCCAAGGCUUUCGAACAAUAAAGUUGCAACAUUUGUACGAAAUAUCAACUCAUCAGUGACUAGAGAUGACCCAACAGCAAAACCAAUAGCAUAUUCAGGUGAAGAAAAGGAGCCAUAUUCACAACUAUGUGAGGUUGUGAAGACACCAAUAUGGGAACUACAACAGAAACUUCGAAAGGGGGAUUUCCAGGGUCAUUUGGCUAGAAUAAAAGGAGUUGAAAAUCCAGAUGAAUUGAUAAAGAAGUUUCAGGCUGCUUUACAUAAUCAAUUCAAGGUAUCACUAAAUAACUUCAAGCUCGAGAAACUUGAUGUUUCAGACUAUAUAAACCCAAGGAUUGAGAACAUCGUGAACAUUAUUUGUCUGAUCAAUGACAACCAAGUUCCUUACAAUUUACCUGAGUUUUAUGAUUGCAGUACUAAGAAUGAGUUUUUGACUAUGAUAUUGUCUCACUUAUUGCACAAGGAGUACAUAAAUGAAGUUAUCGAUAAACUACCAGCUCUGACUUCUCUUAUAGACUUUUCGAAUCCGGCAGAGUGGUUUCCAGAAGCCCGCAAGAUGAAAAGAAAGAUAAUAAUGCAUGUGGGUCCAACAAAUAGUGGAAAGACCUAUAACUCACUCAAGAAGUUAGCGGAAGCAAAGUCAGGGUAUUAUGCUGGUCCUUUGAGACUUUUGGCGCGAGAGAUAUACGAGAGAUUUAAUGAUCAAGGCAUUAAAUGCAAUUUAGUUACGGGUGAAGAAGUUUUACCAUCGAUAGACGAGUUUGGAAAAAUCAGCGACAUUUCCUCAGGAACUAUUGAAAUGAUUCCCUUGAAUAAAAAGAUGGACAUCUGUAUUAUAGAUGAGAUUCAGAUGCUCGCCGACGACAGAAGAGGCGCGGCGUGGACUAGUGCAGUUUUGGGUGUUUUGGCUAAGGAAAUUCAUGCUUGUGGCGAGGAGAGUGCUGUCCCUUUAAUCAAAAAGUUGACAAAAAUAACGGGUGACGAGUUAGAAGUAAGAAAAUAUAAAAGAUUGGGAAAGUUAACGGUUUUGGAUAAACCAGUCAGUAGUUUAAAAAAAUUACGAAAAGGAGAUUGUGUAAUUGCAUUUUCGAAAAGAAAGAUCUUAGAACUAAAAUGUGAAAUUGAGAGAAAUACUGAUCUUAAAGUCGGUGUCAUAUAUGGUGCAUUACCUCCCGAAAUUCGAUCUAAGGAAGCUAAUGGUUUUAACAAUGGUCAGUACGACGUGUUAGUUGCAUCCGAUGCAGUUGGAAUGGGAUUAAAUUUGAAGAUUCUGAGAAUUGUAUUCUACACCGUCAAAAAAUUUAAUGGGAGUGAAACUAUCCCAUUAACAGCAUCAUCCAUUAAACAAAUUGCCGGAAGGGCCGGUCGCUUCAGUAAAGUUGACGGUGAGCUGGAAGGCUUUGUAACCUCGUUUUCGUCGAAGGAUCUUAAAUUCAUUCGGGAAAUGAUGAAGAUUCCUAAUCUGAACUUAUCGAAGGCAUGUCUAUGGCCAACCAACCAAAUUUGGACAUAUUACAUGACCAAAUUUCCAAAACAUACUUCAUUUUACAAAAUUUUAAAGCAUUUUGAGAAAGAGACUGUAGACUUUAAAAUGGACCAAUUUUUCAUUACGGAGCUAGACGUCAGAUAUGAAAUUUUAAAGCUUUUUCUCCAAGAAAAGUUAUAUAGAAAAACAACAAUUCAAGAUCAGCUUCUGUUAAGUUUGGCGCCAAUUAAUAUUAAGGUGGCUCCUCCACUGGUAAUCAAAACUGCCUUCAAAUUCUUUCAGACUAUCGCCGAUUGUGAGACCAAGAGCAUUUUCGAUUUUGGUUGCUUGCACUCUCAAAUUUUGCAAAACAGGCCAAAAAUUACUGCCACCGCCGACCAAACAGUCGAAGUCCUUCAAGCUCUCGAGGAAGAUCAUAAGUUAGUGCUUAUGUUUCUCUGGCUAGCUCAAAGAUGGCCAACCCUUUUUGUCGACAAAGAAAGCGCACAGGAUAUAAAAACCCUAAUUGAAAAGAGAAUUAGUGAGGAAUUGCUAAACUUAAGAAGAAUCAUGAAGCAUUCGAAAGGAUCAGUAAAGAUAUUAAGGUCUAGGGGACCACUGAAACCGUCCUUACUGCCCUCUUAA